GUCGUAACAUCAUGCGUUUAUUGUUGAAGCUAAUUUUCUCUGUCCAAACCGACCAGAUUACCGUCCCCUACUCGGUUACAAUUGCUCAAAAAUCACAGAAAAAGAAAUAGGCAGACUCCCUCGAGAGACAAAGAUCCUACCAAAGAGAGACACUGUCCGUUGCAUAAGCCCCCUGAAGGAACAUAGAUUAAAAGAAAGCAAAAAGUCACAAUAAAAAUAUAUAAGAAAAGGAAACACUCAACAAUACCACCGCACGAGUCAUGAAAGUUCCGACCCGAUCCAAUUACAACCCGAGAUGCAGCAGACGUACUCCGUUAUGCAGCUUUCAUGGGCCAUUGUCUCAAGGAGACGGUGGCCCAGAGAGCGCGAACGGAGUGAAAACAGCCGCCGCGACAUUACGCCCGUAAAGAAACGAAUUGACCUUCCCAGUGAUGGCCCUUUUCUUUGCCGGCCCAAACAUAAAACCCCAAUUGGGAAAAGCCAAGAAGCCGGGUGAAGCCGGCUAUUUACCUAUUCACCGUCAUCGAAGGACCAGAGAUGUGCUCAGGUAGGUCCCAAAAACCCUCCGCCGAUGUCCAGCUAAACAUGCAACCCACGAAAGACUAAGACCACUAAGAACACCCUUUGUACUAUCGUUGGUUAUCGUGGCAAAGAAAGGUAUCGUCGCUCGCAAACUAAAAGCAAAACAAGCAUGGUGGCCGUCAUUCGAGAUUCAGACCGGCCGCAGACCGUUGUGUGUAUGCAGCGUGAUUUUGCUUGCCCCGAAAAAAUGAUUCCGAAGGCGGCCUUUAUGAAGAGCAGCAUUCCUGUACCUCUGCGCUCACUCGUUUCAUCAGUCGGUCUCGUCGAGAGGUACGGCUCUCCUUGCGAACCGGACCGAUUCUUCUGGUGCUCUGUCUGUCGACAAUUGAGUCUCGAGGGUACCAAUCUUGCUCAUAGAGCUGGCUGACGAAGU
This is a messenger RNA of Cryphonectria parasitica EP155, 955 nucleotides long. RefSeq lists its product as uncharacterized. Bases 692 to 949 code for a protein of 85 amino acids. The record is from RefSeq and is a predicted model, not a curated record. The transcript has a single exon. NCBI's taxonomy places the organism in Eukaryota, Fungi, Ascomycota, Sordariomycetes, Diaporthales, Cryphonectriaceae.